AUGAUUGAAUCCGAAAGGGUUGCAAGAGAGAAAAGGGAUAAAGAGCUUGGUGAACUCAAUGCUCUCUGGAAGAAACUGUAUGCUGAAGAAGUUAAAGUCAAGAAUUCUAAAAUCAUUCUUGAAAAUCAGAAAUCCUUAUUACCAGCCAAGUCUCAUGAGCGAAUUCAAAAAGAAGCACUUGACGAUCCGAAUCUCUACUGGUUGGAACCAACCACCUCCUUUGACAAAAAUAAUGAUAUAGAGUGUCAGUUGGAUAUGCCCAUGACUCCAAGAGCCUUUCUCUUUAGGUGCUUUGAAAAGAUUGAGAAAUAUUUGAUCUCCAACAAAGCUGUAAAUCAGAUGCUCUUUUCGUUCUAUAUGAAAUAUGUGAAACCGAAAUAUGAGUCAUGGAGUUUAAAAAAGAAUUAUGGGACUGAAGGUUGGCUUGCCGGUCCAGACAGAAGAAUUUCUAAAUAUACAAUUCAAGGGGUUAUCUGUCCAAGCUUCUCUUCUGAAGAUUAUGCCUAA
Molecule: messenger RNA, 507 nt
Organism: Lactuca saligna
Lineage: Eukaryota; Viridiplantae; Streptophyta; Magnoliopsida; Asterales; Asteraceae
Source: the annotation of a GenBank genome assembly